AUGGUGGCAUUAUUCGCGGAAGAGACUGUGAUUCUGGUAGUGAAGACACAGAGGGGCAACGCGCGUCUCGAGGGCUUUGAGCCCAACUACUCGAAGGGUGGAUACGGAACUGACAUCCAGGCUACCGCGCAUGCGCCGCUUUUCCUUAAAGCCAGCGAGCUUGUUCGCCACUGUGACCGUAUAGGUUUCCGUACCGACCGCUGCGGUGCGGAGGAACCUCGUGAGGAGGAAGACAGCGAAACACGUAGCAGCUACGCAAGGGACCCUGGGUGUAGAUCCUCGGAAGCAAUUUCUGGGCGGCAGCGCAGCGUCAGCACACCCCUGGGUUCGUCAAGUAUCGAUUCAAGGGGUCCAAGCGAAGCUCUGUACGGGGCAAAUUUAAGAAUUCUUUGCUUGAACGCGUAUCUUGUGCCACCAUCGAUAUCGUGGAACCCUUAUCUUUGGGCGCCCUUCUGGUCGUGCAAACGGCCGUACCAGCGGGCUGAGGAGAUCGGACGCCUCUCCACGCAGUAUGAUGUGACCUGCCUACAGGAGGUAUGGGGGGCAAACGUGGCAGCAAUGAAUGCAUACGUUCUACCCACCCACAGUAUUCUUCCGGAGACCCAGUCGGGAAGCAGGUUUUCCUGCGUAGGGGAACUGAUUGAUCCAGUUCGAUUUUUUUUCAACAAAACGGGAGGCCUUUGGUUUUCGUGGCGUCGCAGCAAGUGCGCGUUGAUCAGUAUGGCCAGGCACUACUUCCCUUCCGGAAGCCAGGUCCCUUUUUCAAACCAGAACGUGACGGCGAUCGAGCUCGAUGUUAGCCCGGUGUUCCCGAACCAUCGGCUUGUAGUGCUCAAUACUCACUUUUCAGUCCUUGGGCUGGAGCCGCGACGCCAAAACCUGGAUGCACUCAAAACGUUUAUCAAGGAACUUGCUUGGAAGGCGUAUCUUUUGUACCUGGGAAGGCAGCUUGAUGCGGGAAUUGACACAGCGAACAGUUUAGCAGGUCCGAAAGUUCCUCCUUCUUUUUUGAAGGACGUUUCUGUGCUUUUAUGCGGGGACUUUAACAUCGAUCCCGACAGAACUCCACGGCAGUAUCGUCGGCUGACGACGUUAGAUGGAGACGCUGUCUUUCGAGAUCUUUUCCUCCCAGAAAAUAAUCCAAAUUAUCCUCACCAGUACACAUAUUUCACUCAAGAAACCCUAAUAGAAAUGAAGAAGAAGCACUCAGUUUCACGGAAGGGCAACUCCCUGUAUCCUUGGCCAUUCAGAGGCAGAGUCGACUACAUGUUUGCCGUCGAUGAAGUGCGACUGUCAGCGAAGGAGGUUAUAAGUCUCGUUCGAAAAUUCCCUCCAGAGGCUGUUGUCGGCGACGAUUAUGAGGAGAUGGAUAUCCCAGUUCUCAAAGAUGGCUCCUUGACCAUAUCAUUCGAACGCAUCUACUGUUUGGGGAUGGAUAUUGUCGCACAGAAGCAGGGCUCAGAGUUAUCGGACCAUUGGCCACUGAGCGCGCGUAUCACAGUUGGUGCUCCAACAAUUGAAGUAGAGCAGCUUCCAAGGCCGCGAAAGUGGCAACUGCUUCGAGGCGAUUCUUUUUGUUUUGACAGCUCAUAUGUAGGGGCAAGCACGGAGGGCGAGUCGGCUAACUUAGCAGAUCACAGCACGACAGCCGAAAACCGGUGGCGACGGCGCCAUGUAACGUCACUGAGAGACGAGCAUAUGAGUCCAGUGGAGAGAGCACACCAUGUCCAGAAAGUCGGUUAUAAGGAACGUUUUUCUAUCGGGACACAAAACAAGCAUCGUGCGCGGCAGCAGCGUUUAAGAACUGAACGAACACGGGGCUCGACAACGACAACUGCAAGAAUAACGACGAUACCAGACGAAGUCGUAGAAUCAGAUGAUGAGGAAAAACGUAGGUGGGGAGGCGCGGAGUUGGCCUUUUUCGAGGCCGAUGUGCCAACCUCUUCGGCAGUCACCACGGACGGUGGCGUGCUUCUAACAGCGCCUGCCACAGCAUCCGAGCGUGGUGAUCAGUCCAGCGGAAGUCUUUAUGCCCAAUACGAGGUCGAAUCCGAGCCUGAUGAGCCUUAUUCAUGA
Messenger RNA from Besnoitia besnoiti, 2076 nucleotides. Its product is annotated as endonuclease/exonuclease/phosphatase family protein. The record is from RefSeq and is a predicted model, not a curated record. Gene Ontology annotation, molecular function: catalytic activity. The transcript has 5 exons. NCBI's taxonomy places the organism in Eukaryota, Apicomplexa, Conoidasida, Eucoccidiorida, Sarcocystidae. Bases 1 to 2076 code for a protein of 691 amino acids.